AUGGCGAAGCUCGCUUCCCUGCCACUUUGGGGCUUGGCCUUGGGCUUUCUUCAAGGAGAGGCAAAGUAUUGGCAGGUCAUCACGGAUGGGGCGCCGAAAGCACGUUAUGGACACUCCGCUGUUUUGCACGAGCAGAAGAUGUGGAUUUUUGGUGGGAAAGACUCCCCGGUCUUAGGGGAGGACCUCAAUGAUUUGCACUACUUGGACACCGUCUCCGGGAAUUGGACCGAAGUCUUCCCCGAAGCGCCUCCCACGGCUCGCUCACAUCACAGCGCCAUCGUGGAUCAUGUGGGACGCAUGUGGAUCUUCGGCGGCCUCUAUCGAAGCGACAUGGGCCCCCAACAGGUGACGGACCAGCUGUACUACCUGAACCUCUCAAACCCGAUCAAAUGGAUGAACGUGGACACCAGACUUCAGUCUCGUGCGGAGCACAGCGCUGUCUUUGAUGGAGCCUGGGGUAUGUGGAUCUUCGGUGGGAAGUUCUACCCUCGGUCCGCGGACAAUGAGACCUUCACGACUGUGCAUUACUUGGACCUGGAGACCUUGGAGUACGAGGUGGUGGAGUGUCGCGGAAAUGGGCCCUCGAAACGUUGGCGGCACAGUGCUGUGAUGGAUUCCUUCAGGAGGAUGUGGGUCUAUGGUGGUGUCGAGUAUGACAAGCCCUUCGAGGACCUCUACUUCCUGGAUGUUGACUCUCAUACUUGGAGCCAGGUGACCACGAGCCCCUUCAACCGACCAGGCAUUUUGGAGGGACAUUCCGCAGUGAUGGAUGCAGCGGGGCGCAUGUGGCUGCUGGGCGGCUACACGGGAACAUACUAUCCGGAUCGUGUUUUCUACUUGGACACGGUGGACAUGAAGAACCUGAUGUGGAGAGAAGUGGAGGAGUUCGAGUUUUCUGCAAAAGGUCCAAGCAUCAAGGCGAGCAGCGGUGGCAGUGCUGUCAUGGAUGACCAGGGCAACCUUUGGGGAUUCGGUGGCGGCAGUCAAGGCUCCGUCGACCGCACACACGACGAGGUGUAUGUGCUUGAGACGAUCGGCCCAGCACCGACCACCUCAACGACCUCGACCUCUUCUCCAGCUGCUCGAACAACCACAACCACAACCACGACCACGACUACAACUACUACCACUACCACUACCACCACUACCACUACCACAACUACCACUACGACUACUACCACUACCACUACCACUACCACCAGUACCGCUACGGACACUAGCACAUUGGUUGUGAUCAAAGAUACAACACGGAUGGAAGAUCCUGCCGAUGCGCCAAGUGAAAGCAGUGGUGGUACCGUUGCCCAUUAUGUGGAGGUCAUUUUGUUUGUGGUCGUUUUCGUUGGUGCUCUCGUUUUCAUCAUUUGGUUCGCUCUGAGAGGUGACGCCAGAGGUGCUCAAGCAGGGCAAGUGGAGCAAGUGGAGCUCGCUGAUGUUGGGGCGACGCGGGGCUUCGGGGAUGAAACAGUGGAGAUGCCACAUAUGCCGCAUACCGAGUGA
Messenger RNA from Durusdinium trenchii, 1497 nucleotides. The record is from the annotation of a GenBank genome assembly. Lineage: Eukaryota; Dinophyceae; Suessiales; Symbiodiniaceae.